Molecule: messenger RNA, 2890 nt
Organism: Leptidea sinapis
Lineage: Eukaryota; Metazoa; Arthropoda; Insecta; Lepidoptera; Pieridae
Gene: rau
Exons: 4
Coding region: 33-836 (267 amino acids)
Biological process (GO): positive regulation of epidermal growth factor receptor signaling pathway; signal transduction; positive regulation of fibroblast growth factor receptor signaling pathway
Source: RefSeq, a predicted model, not a curated record
ACCGCUGGCUGCACGCAAGUCCUCGCGACACCAUGUCGUCUAGGACUCCUGUACCAGCUCCUCGCAUGCUUAUACCAUUCCAACCCAACUAUAUCCACACGACAAUCAAAGUAUACGCACGGUGUCUGCGGCCGGACAUCGAGUACAAGACCCUGUCAGUAACUUGGGGCACGCGGGCCAAGGAGGUGGUAGCAACUCUCCUCAGCAAGUUCAGGAUGAGGCACCGGGAUCCGCGGCUGUUCUACCUGAGCAUGGAAGUCAGGGUGCGAGCAGCCGGAUUGAGGACGACGUUGGUGCUGGAUGAUGAUGCAAGACCAGCGGCGUUGCAGGCCUGUCACCCCAAAGGCUAUUCAAAGUUCUCUCUACAGAUGCGGCCGGGUGGUCUGGUGAAGAUCUACGACUCGGCGCUGAUGUCCUCGUCGCAGUACAAAUGUAUACUGACGAGCGAGCGCACCACGGCUGACGAGCUGCUGGCAAUAUUGCUGCACUGCUACGACUCCAGCGAGGGUGUCGAGAGGUUCUCCUUGUAUGAGGUAUGCCCAUCACAAGAAUACGAGAGGAAGUUACAUCCCGAUGAUCUUCCACUAUUAGUCCAGCGAGCCUGGCCUUCAGACACCGACUGCCACUUCAGGGUACGAAGGAAUCCUCGCGCACCUCCACUCCCUCCUAGAACUAACCCCACCCCACAAGAGAACGAAGAAGAAGAUGAAGUUUCUAGAGCAUUAUCAGCGCUGUCUUUAGAAUCAGACAGCGACAACAGAAGAUACAGCCCAGUCUAUAAGUUCCCAAGCAUUAGCUUCUGUAGAGAAACGAAAAAUGACUAUUUAUAUAUUUGACUUGUUUUUUGUUUUAAUUUCAAGUGUAAAUAUGUAAAUUGUAUAUAUAGGGUCGUUUUGUGUGAAGCCAAAGAGAUUGAAUGUACGUUAAGUAUGCGUAUUGAGAGGAUAGUGAACCCAGCGAGUUUUUGGAAAGGGAGUGCUAUUACCAGUAAACAAUCAAAUUUCGAGGGAUAUAUACCGUACUUAUAUUAAGGAUUUGUCUCCGCUGAGCUCCAACUAAAUACCGUACUAACUAAGAACAAUAGCUUUUUAUUACGGCAACUAUUAGAUGCUUGUGUGCGUGGCAUCUUUCAUUUUGUAACAUAAACUUCGUGUUAUUUUAAAUUAAUAAAAUGCAAAAUACUUACUGUUGUUGAGUCCCAGUGUCUUUCUUAUUUCUUGUAGUAUUCGUUUUACAAAGUUACUACGAAACCCGGCAUUUUUGUUUCAAUUAUUAGCAAAGUUUAACAGAACAUGUGGCUCGUGAACGUCACACAUUGCUCGAGUACUCCCACUAUAUUAAUUAACGCAUUUUUCAACUACGUCUUCGGUAUCAAGCUGUAGCGCAACGGAGACCAAACCUUAAUCUAAGAGGCAGUAAAUAAUUACACAAAUGGAAUGACAAUAAGAUGAGAUGAUGAUAUGUGAAUGUUUCACUAUGUAAUCAUUGAAUUUUUGCAAAUAAAGUAGAACCAAAAUUUUAUUUCCAAAAUAUAACUUUAAUUAAUUGAAGUUACAUUAAUUGAUUGCUAUUAUAUGUUCUAUCAUUUGGUUUUAUCUUUGUGUUGUGAUAUUUAUUAUGUCUUAAUGUUAUCCAGGAAAAGAUAGUAGAAAAGAGAUUCAAAUAGUCCAGAACAUAACACUAUGGUCCAACAACAGGAUGUUUUAUUAGCAUAAAUAAAUUGUUCUCAAAUUUAUAUCGUUCAGUGAUUGAAUUAUAGAAUGUGAUUAUAUAUAUCAUUGUAAUAUAUUCAAAUAUAGAUAUAUUUAAUUAAUAUUGCAAUAUAUGUGGAUUGCUCGUUUCUUAAGCUGGUCACACACGAACGCGCCAUUUAUCCCGACGACAAAUAAAUUGCGUCCAUAUGACUUAAAAUUUUGACUAAAAUUCACCUGCACGCCAUUCGCCAAUUAGUGUCCGUUUCUUUCUAUUCUCGUUUAUUAAUAUAAUAUAAUAAUAAAUAAUAAAUUAUACUCUUUAUUAGUUUGAAAAACAUUCACCAAACAUGGCGGCGUCCCGUCUUGGAGCAGACUUAACACAAAGUUGGGCCUUGCGGAUGUAUUCUUGACGAUGCCAUUUGAUUGGCGAGGUGGCGUGAAACUCAAUUCCACUAUUGUUUGUUUCGGAUGGCGCGUUGGCGCAUUGAUUGUUCAUCUGUAGAUUUUGACUCGGCGCAACUACGUUUGGCUUGUUGGAGCGUUCGUGAGUGGCCAGCUUAAUUAUCAGAAACCAUAAUAUUUUAUGAGAUAUUCUACCACGAAGCUCGUCUGUCCAGAUCUAUAUAAAGCAUUGUAAAUAUAUUUAAGUAGCUAGUAGACACCAAAGAGGCGCGAGACAGUAAAAUAAUUUAAUAAUCAAUGUCUACGUCACAACAGAUUUCUAUCUUACAUGACAAUAAAUUACUACAAAUUAAAUUUUUCUUCCAAAAAAAAAAAAUUACGACAUAUUUACGUCCGUAUCCACGACCGUAGUUAGUGUAAUAUAUUGUCUAAUAAGACUUAACAUUUCAGAAGAUACUGUGGAGUUUUGGGUUAAGAAUUUAAUGGCAAGACCGCGUAUCACUCAAAGUAAAUCUAUAGUAAAUUUAAUCACAAUGGUUACAAUCAUUUUCUAUAUCUAUGAGCGUAUUAUAAAACUAUUUAGAAUAAAAGUUUUACUGAAAAAAAAUGAAAUGAAAUGAAUCAAAAUAAAGACAUUAAUUGUUAAGUUAUUUUACGAUAUUCUAGAUAUAUUAAAUCUGUUAUAUAAUUGUGAUGUUUUAUUUAUUUUUAAAGGGCAACGCCCAACACACUUCGUAUACUAUGUCAUUGAAUGCAAUAUGCUUUUAAUUAAAUAAAUAUCAUAUGUUUUUUAA